Hyposmocoma kahamanoa is the source of this 1538-nucleotide messenger RNA. Its product is annotated as protein lozenge-like. Gene Ontology annotation, biological process: regulation of DNA-templated transcription. The coding region runs from base 39 to 1343 and encodes 434 amino acids. The record is from RefSeq and is a predicted model, not a curated record. Gene Ontology annotation, molecular function: DNA-binding transcription factor activity, RNA polymerase II-specific; RNA polymerase II cis-regulatory region sequence-specific DNA binding; ATP binding. Gene Ontology annotation, cellular component: nucleus. Lineage: Eukaryota; Metazoa; Arthropoda; Insecta; Lepidoptera; Cosmopterigidae. The transcript is spliced from 6 exons.
ACGUGGACUGUGCGAAUGACUGUGAUGCGGCAGUGAAGAUGCACCUGCCGUACGAGUCGCGCGGCCGACGGCGGCGUGAGAUGGCCGAGCUGGAGCCCUGGUGGCUGCAGUCCAUCAUCGACGAUACUCUCGUCGACCACCCUGAUCUUGUGCGCACAGGCAGCCCAGACUACAUGUGUACAAUGCUGCCUUUACACUGGCGGUCAAACAAAACACUGCCGACUGGUUUCAAAGUGGUGGCUCUCGGAGACGUAAUGGACGGCAUCAGGGUGACGAUAAGAGCAGGGAACGAUGAGAACUGCUGUGCAGAACUUAGGAACAAUGUAGCGCAUAUGAAAGGCAGAAUUGCUAAGUUCAAUGACCUCAGGUUCGUUGGGAGAAGUGGACGAGGAAAGAGCUUCUCUUUAACGAUCACGGUGGAGACGACUCCUCCUCAAGUGGCCACCUACCAGAAGGCCAUCAAGGUCACGGUGGACGGACCAAGGGAGCCGCGAUCCAAGACAAACUACCCAUUCGCAGGCACGAACGCCUCAACUCAACACAUACGAAGCAUCGGUUUCCAGCGCUCCUUCCUGGACACCACUUCCCUGGCGCUGAGAGACUCCAUGGAGUACAAGAACUCGUCUUCAAGAAGUCUGCGCUCGCUGUCACAUGAGGAACGAGAGUACAAGACUAACGCCAAUUUACCCGCUGCAGAGAGCAGCGGCAAUAUCUUGGGCGCGAGCGAAUGGAACACCGGUUACCCAUCCACGGCCACCGUCUACCCAUCCUAUGCCCCGUUGCAGGCGCCUUAUUAUAAGCCCGACAUGCAUAUACCUGCUGCAGUUCUACCGGAAAUACCUCUAAGCCAUCCAGAAUACAGCGGAUUCCAGUCCCCGACAACACCCUACAAGAGCAACUCUAGCACACCAAGCACCGCGCUAACCGAGCUCAACGCAUCGGCAGUGAACGCGCAGCGUUACGACCCAACAUACUACAACACGUGGUCGGCAAACACCUACAACUACAACAACUACCAAUACAACAAUAUCAACAACAACCCCGCGUGCAUACAAUCACACACACCAUACAUAAAUCCAAAUCCCCAAAUGAUACUACCAAAUUUGUAUUCCACCGUAAACCAAAAUCAAAUACAUGUACAUUUGCAUAGUUCCGAUAAGCAUGUUGAACAGUACAUCCCUAGCGAGAUUAAAAUAAGCGAUAUUGAUGGCGGAAUAUCGAUAACUACAGAAUUACAAGCUGGAGAAGCAAGUGGUCUAGUACCUUCAUGUGAAACUGGAGACGAUGUCAAACAUGGUUUAUACGCAGGUUCCCAAGAAGGUGGCGUAUGGAGACCGUAUUGACAAUACGCCAGUCUUAAUUACAUCUCUAAUGCUCAAACAACUAACGUAAAAGAUGAUAAUCAACAUUCCAUUGUACAUAUUGUGAUAUAAUUACGUAUAAUUUAGUUAUAAUUUGUAUAGAAUUUCACAUAAAUUAAUGUUAAACAUUAGCUAUUUUAGUUGUUAAGUGUUAUUAAAUGUAUUGAAAUUAUUAGU